This is a messenger RNA of Fusarium tjaetaba, 2292 nucleotides long. Its product is annotated as major facilitator superfamily transporter. The coding region runs from base 1 to 2292 and encodes 763 amino acids. The transcript is spliced from 5 exons. Gene Ontology annotation, biological process: transmembrane transport. Lineage: Eukaryota; Fungi; Ascomycota; Sordariomycetes; Hypocreales; Nectriaceae. The record is from RefSeq and is a predicted model, not a curated record. Gene Ontology annotation, molecular function: transmembrane transporter activity; hydrolase activity, acting on halide bonds, in C-halide compounds.
AUGGCCCCUAUACAUCGAAUAUUCUCAUCGGCUAAUAACAAGCCCUAUCGAACUAAGCAACUCGAGGAAGAAACCCCCCCGUACUUGAACGAGGAUGGCUACGUCGACUUUGCACCGGGCGAUAUUCAGAACCCACAGAAUUGGUCUACUGCUCGGCGCUGGUCUGUCACGUUCUCAGCUGUGUUGCUCGUACUGAAUGCUACCUUUGCAUCGAGCUCACCAAGCGGAUGCUUCCCGUCUAUCUCAGAACACUUCCAUGUAUCCGAGUUGGUAGCAGGCUUGACCAUCACCCUGUUUCUACUGGGUUACUGUGCCGGACCGCUCAUCUUCGCACCACUAAGUGAGCUCUACGGAAGAAGAUGGAUCUUCUACAUCACCUUCACGCUAUAUCUCAUCUUUAACUUUUUGUGUGCCUGGGCGCCUAACUUUGGCGCCCUCCUUGUCGGUCGUUUCCUCACGGGAACCUUUGUCUCUGCACCCCUUAGCAAUGCACCUGGCGUACUCGCAGACCUGUGGACCCCGAUCGAGCGUGGCAAUGCCAUGGCAGGGUUCUCUGCUAUGGUAUGGGUCGGGCCAGCACUAGGGCCUGUCAUUGCUGGGUUCCUCGAGCUGAAGAAGGACUGGCGUUGGAGUUUCUAUGUGCUUCUCUGGCUUGGUGGCGCAACAGCUCUCAUCAUGUUGACUAUUCCCGAGACACAUGCUCCCACAAUUCUCCUUAAGAAGGCUCGAAGAAUACGGAAGGCAAAGAUUCCUGGAUAUGAGAAUGUUAAAACUCGUUCUGAAGAGGGUGAUCGUACACUGAAGACUGUGUACCGUAUCGCCUUGACCAGACCGUGGAUUAUCCUUUUCGAUACCAUAUCAUUCCUCUGCGCAGUCUACAUGUCUGUAGUCUACACAUUAUUGUAUAUGCUUUUCAGCAUCUAUCCAAUCGUGUUUCAGCAGCGACGCGGCUGGAACCCCGGUGUUGGAGAGCUGCCCUUGAUUGGGACUGUAAUUGGUGCAUUCAUUGGUGGUGGCAUAGUUUUGAUUGAUACGAGAAUUAGAAAGAAAAAGAUUGAGAAUGGGGACAAACAGAUGGAGCCCGAAGAUAGACUGUCAUUGGCAAUGAUCGGAGGUGUUGGUUUUGCCGUGACCAUGUUCUGGUUUGCAUGGACGGCUGAGUAUAAUUCUAUCCAUUGGAUCGUACCGACAUUGGCGGGAACUUUCCUAGCUACAUCUUUGAUGUUGAUCUUCGUGGCUUUCUUGACAUAUCUCGUCGACGUCUAUCUUAUGUACGCGGCAUCUGCUAUUGCAGCUAAUACUAUUGCUCGAUCAGCGUGCGGCGCUGCUGCCCCCUUAUUCACAACACAAAUGUUCGAUACACUGGGAGUUGGUGGUGGUGGAAGUCUGAUCGGAGGAGUUGCUACAGUUCUAGCCGUUAUACCGUUUCUAUUCUACAGAUACGGUAAGAAGAUUAGAAUCAGAAGCAAAUUUGCACCGACAGAGGAGAAAAGCGAAGCUAGGGAGAAGGAUGAGGAACAGGCCAGCAACAAUGCCACUGCGCGGAGGAAUAUCACCAUGGGACGGACAGUAAUUGCAUUUGACCUCUACGGUACUAUUCUCUCCACCGGAUCGAUAGCAGGAGAGCUGGCAGAACUAUACGGGCAAGAUAACGCUCAGUCAAUUGCCGCUCUAGCAAGGCGAUACCAGCUUGAGUCAACAUGGCGCGUGACCAGCAUGGGCACUUAUCGCACAUUUAGUGACUUGACGAGAUGGUCGUUUCGGCAAGCUACGAAAGAGAUUGGUGUUGAGCUCACCCCGGAGCAGGAAGAGCGUAUCAUGGAUGCAUAUAACGGCCUCGACACAUUCCCAGAUGUGGAUAGAGCACUUGAAAAACUGGCAGAGCAUGCAUCUAUCGAUCCAUACAUCUUCUCAAACGGAACCAAAGCCAUGAUGACAUCGUCACUUGAUACAUGCCCAACUUUGUCAAGAGUGAGCAACAUAUUUCCCCAUGAGAAAGUUGUCAGUAUCGAUCCUCUCAAAGUGUUCAAGCCGCAUCCUCGUACGUAUGAGUUCAUGGCUGAGACAGCGGGGAUGAAGUCUCAGCUUGAUAGGGUAUGGUUGGUAAGCUCAAACCCAUUCGACGUCACUGGUGCUGUAUCUUUUGGAUUCAAGAGUGCAUGGAUCGACCGUGAAGGCAAGGGCUGGACUGAUACACUGGGAUGUUCACUGGGGCUUCAGCCAACAGUGAUAGCAUCUGGCGUGGAUGAAGCGGUGCAGGUAAUCAUGCGUCAGUCGGAGGAGUUUAAGUAG